Orbilia oligospora ATCC 24927 is the source of this 336-nucleotide messenger RNA. RefSeq lists its product as uncharacterized. NCBI's taxonomy places the organism in Eukaryota, Fungi, Ascomycota, Orbiliomycetes, Orbiliales, Orbiliaceae. Bases 1 to 336 code for a protein of 111 amino acids. The transcript has a single exon. The record is from RefSeq and is a predicted model, not a curated record.
AUGGAGCCCACGACUGGCGAACUCAUGCAGCAUAUCUUAGAUCUCCACGAGUAUAUGAAGGCGAUGGGCGACUAUCAGGACCUCGUCAAUAAAAGGAUUAAUGCAAGAAUCGCCGUUCUUGAAGGCAACGAAAAGAUUUUCUUUAAAAUUUGCGGGCCAAUCGUACUCGCUUCUUUCGCGGAUUAUAUCCUCACCCAACAUGGGUGGGACGGAGAGGCCAAAGAUCAGUUUAUUACUGCCAACUGUGACAAAUUGGCUGCCACGUAUAAUAUUACAAGAGCACAUACGAUAGCAUUCUUCAGGUAUUGUAAUUAUAUUACCAAUAAAGUUAAUUAA